AUGGCAAGCCUCAAAGAUCAAGAUGCCUACAAAUUCUACUUAGGCAAGACCAAGACUGAUCUCUCUGGCGUGUCUGGCGAUAUGACUAAGGAUGUUCUCUUUCAAACUACCAACAAGCUCAAGCACCACAUCAUCAAAAAACAUUUCGAAGAGGGAGACUUGAUGCUUGGAGGAAAGGGUGGGCGGACCUCUGCUACGGCGGCCAUUAAAGCCAUCAAAGACUUCUACCAGCCCCUUCAAACUCGUUACGAGGCGGAGCAUGCCGAUGAUAUCGUCCACCGUCCUAAGCUUCCCCUUAAGCGUGAUAAUACAGUCAAUAUGACUCAAAUGCGCGAACUACUCAAAAACAUUGGCAAAACUGGCGCAUGUGAAUGCUGUAAGGCAGAGAAGGCCGCGAAAUUUUCAAACUAA
Molecule: messenger RNA, 411 nt
Organism: Penicillium atrosanguineum
Lineage: Eukaryota; Fungi; Ascomycota; Eurotiomycetes; Eurotiales; Aspergillaceae
Product: reverse transcriptase
Exons: 6
Coding region: 1-411 (136 amino acids)
Source: RefSeq, a predicted model, not a curated record